AUGGCUGCCAUGGAUUUGGUGGCACAGGUGUGUAUUCCCUGCUUCCAUUCUGACCUCCACCGUCACCCACUGAUAGGUCUCUUGGUUUUGGCUGAUCAAUCACUGGGAAGUCAACGAGGGGAGGGCGACGAUUGUUACCUGCGAUGGUUGAAGCAGCGGCGACGCAUGCACAAACCUCGAUUUCGCGUAUUAUGUUUCUUCUAUAACGUCCUAAACCGAUUGUUGGCAUAUGAUCUCUUGAAAUCACACCUCAAUUGCUUCAAUUUUAUCAAGGUAAGCAAGGCGGAGGGUCAGGUGGCUCCACCGCUCGGGGGCGAUUCAAACAUAACGAAGGAUAUGGUGAUGGCGAUUCAAAGAAACUUUGCUUCACUAACUUUAGGAUUAGGGAGAACAAGAGAUAAAAAUGCAAACCCAUUUGUAUGGCUACUAACCUCAACUUCUCCUCCUACAUCAGAUGAUCGGCUGGGGAUUUUACACAUUCAUAAACCAUAUUUUUAUACAAGUCAAGUAGAAGAAUAUGAGUCCCAAGUUGAAGAAACACUUGAUCAAAACCCCAUAAAGUUCAAUAAGUUAGUAUCAGAUGCAAGGAUAGGUGACACCAUACCGACCACAACAAAAACCCAAAUCGGUUUUAUUGGUUUGUUGCUAUUGUGGUUCGUUAUUGAGUUGGAUAUAUUUUAUUUGUUAAAAAUAUGCCCUCAACCGAGAAUGAUAAGAAGGUUUGUUGACAAUCGUUAUUGAGCUGGAUAUGUUUUAUUUGUUAAAAAUAUGCCCUGAAACGAGAAUGGGAAGAAGGGAGGAAGUCCAAAACACAUAUAAUAGGUAUUGCUUUUGGAAAUGAAGUUCCUCUGGUCUUGGCCAGCUAGCAAGCUCUAGAAAGUGACAGCAAAAAAAUACCAGCUUGCUUGCAUAGAAUGAAGAAGUAUCCAAGGAUUUUUAAGUGUUUUGAAGAAAUAUGGCAUAGAGAAGACUAAGAUUCCAUGCAUUCAAUUCCACUCCAAUCUUACGUGUUAAAAGGCGUAUUAAAUAGCAGUUUUAAGACAUCAUCUACACAAAGUCCACCAAUAAUGGAAAGUUCACUUCCUUAAGGUGCAAUUUUUGUUUUUUUAAACAAAUAUAUAUAUAAAAAAAAAAAGUUUUUACAUCCUAUAGUGAAAAUGAAUAUGUAAAAAAUAGGAAUUUAAUUUUUUUUAAAAGUCAUUCUUAAAAUGUAAAGUUAUUUUGUUCAUAUUUCAAUUUUGCUGAAAAACCUAUCGCAUCCGACCCCCGCAACGCGGGGGUUCCCCACCUGGUUAACAUUUAUG
Molecule: messenger RNA, 1304 nt
Organism: Lactuca saligna
Lineage: Eukaryota; Viridiplantae; Streptophyta; Magnoliopsida; Asterales; Asteraceae
Source: the annotation of a GenBank genome assembly